Messenger RNA from Tremella mesenterica DSM 1558, 855 nucleotides. RefSeq lists its product as uncharacterized. NCBI's taxonomy places the organism in Eukaryota, Fungi, Basidiomycota, Tremellomycetes, Tremellales, Tremellaceae. Bases 1 to 855 code for a protein of 284 amino acids. The transcript is spliced from 4 exons. The record is from RefSeq and is a predicted model, not a curated record. Gene Ontology annotation, biological process: superoxide metabolic process. Gene Ontology annotation, molecular function: metal ion binding.
AUGACUCUCGCAACUCUAUCGUUCAAGACUGAAUUUGCGGUCGACAUGACUUGUCAAAACUGCGUCGACGCAGUGUCAGAAGCUUUGCACGAUGUACCCGGCAUUGAGCGAUACGACAUAGAUCUCUCUAAGAAACAAGUCACUAUCAUCGGUCGUACACCACCGUCACAUCUUCUAUCCGCUCUUAAAGCCACCCAUCGUCAAGUCAUCGUCCGUGGCUCUUCAUCAGCUUCUCCCUCCUCACAAUCCCAAGCUGCCGUGUCUAUCCUCGAAUCUCCCCUUCCUAUCCCAUCCUCCGUUGCUUCAACCUCUUUCCCCGCAUUGGCAGGUGAAAACCCCGAACGUGCUUUGCCAGGGAUGAAUGAAGCCGAGUUCACACAGAAGGUAUUUGGAAUCUGUCGUUUUGUACAAAUAGCUCCGAAGCUCGUCUUGAUGGAUCUCACUGUUCGUCUCCCCCCUCUAGCUCGUGUGGGUUUAGGUCUGGGAGAGAGAUACGACGUCUACAUCUCUUCUACAGGUAACAUGAUAUCUCCUCCUGAAACGACCGGAAAGCCAUAUCUGCGUCUUGGACAGGUCAAAUUGGACGAGGGCGGAUAUGGUGAUAUGUUCCGCGAGGUCGAAGGUGAAUUGUGGGAAUGGAUAGGGAGGGGAUGUAUUGUUCAAGCUGCCUCGGCGAUCUCGGCGGAGGAGAAGGUCAAGAUAGAAGCGACGCCGACGUCGACCAUCGGCAAGAUCUUCGCCGGUGUGGUUGCUCGAAGUGCGGGAGUCUGGGGGAACGAUAAGACUGUUUGUGCCUGUAGUGGGAGGACCAUGUGGGAGGAAGGGAGAGAGAUGGAAUUGAAGAGUAUGCUUUGA